AUGAGAAACGAUCUCAUGACAUUGACCCGAUCUGGAACCACAUCAAGCGCUGCUGGCCUCGAUCCUUCGGCCAAAGAUUUCAGUCUAGAAAAAUGGCUUCGCACCUUCAUCAAGGACUUCGAUGCUGAAGACCUCAAAGCCACCAGAGCGGGUAUCGUCUGGAAGAACCUCUCGGUGUCUGGAUCAGGCGCAGCUUUGCAGCUCCAAGACACCGUUGCUGGAAUUGCAUUAAAGCCUCUGGCCACAAUCAAAUCUCUCUUCUCACGGAACGCCGAGCGAAAGCAGAUUCUCCAUAACUUCAACGGAAACCUCAAGUCUGGCGAACUCCUCAUCGUCCUUGGGCGUCCCGGCUCUGGCUGCAGUACUUUCUUGAAAGCAUUGUGCGGCGAAACACAUGGCCUCCACAUUGACGAUGGUUCUGAGAUUCACUACAACGGUGUUAGCCAGAAGCAGAUGAUGAAGGAGUUCAAGGGCGAGGUGGUGUACAACCAAGAGGUUGACAAACAUUUCCCUCAUCUGACUGUUGGACAGACUUUAGAGUUUGCUGCUUCUACACGCACACCUUCGCAUCGUAUUCGUGGCAUGUCGAGACAGGAGUUUUCCACUCACACCGCCAAGGUUAUCAUGUCAGUCUUUGGUCUCAGCCACACUUAUAAUACCAAGGUCGGAUCCGACUUCGUUCGCGGAGUGUCAGGUGGCGAGAGAAAGCGUGUCAGUAUCGCCGAAAUGGCCCUCACAGGGUCUCCUUUGGCAGCCUGGGACAACUCCACCCGUGGACUGGACUCCGCUACUGCAUUCAAGUUCGUCAACUCGCUCCGUACUCUUUCCGCUCUCGGUGGAUCUGCGCAUGCUGUGGCCAUCUACCAAGCUUCGCAGCAGAUUUAUGAUUUGUUCGACAAGGCUAUCGUACUCUACGAGGGGCGCACCAUCUACUAUGGAUCGGCGUCCAAGGCUCGUGCCUUCUUCGAGAAGCAGGGUUGGAACUGCGAUCAGCGUCAAACAACCGGCGAUUUUCUGACAGGUCUCACCAAUCCUGCUGAACGCAAAGCUCGCAAGGGCAUGGAAAACAAGGUCCCUCGUACUCCGGAGGACUUUGAAAAGUACUGGCUUGAAUCAUCUGCAUACAAAGCUAUGGAGAAGGGAAUUGAUGAGCAUGAAAAAUCUGUAUCUGGGGAGAAGAUGGUUGAAGCCUUCCGCGAGAACAAAGGUGAAUUCCAAGCAAGCCACACUCGCCUGAAGUCGCCAUACAUGAUCAGUGUCCCCAUGCAGAUCAAGCUUAACACCAAGAGAUCCUAUCAACGCAUCUGGAACGACCUACCGUCGACGACAUCGGCCAUCGCUGUCAACGUCUUUAUGGCUCUCAUCAUUGGUUCAAUUUUCUAUGGCACGCCUGACGCCACCGUAGGCUUUAUGUCCAAAGGUGCUGUUUUGUUCUUCGCUGUCCUCCUCAACGCUCUCACAGCUAUGAAUGAGAUCAACAGUCUUUACGCCCAACGUCCGAUUGUCGAAAAGCACAAAUCUUACGCGCUCUACCAUCCAGCGACCGAAGCGAUUGCUGGUGUUGUUGCGGACAUACCGGUCAAAUUCGUUACUACAACCGUGUUCAACCUCAUUCUCUACUUUUUGGCUGGUCUUAGAAGGGAACCAUCUCAGUUCUUCAUCUACUUCCUCAUCACCUUCGUGGUCGGUCAAAUCAUGUCAGCUGUCUUCAGAACCCUCGCGGCUGUAACCAAGACUAUCUCUCAGGCUAUGACCUUAGCCGGUAUCAUGGUUCUCGCGCUUGUCAUCUACACUGGUUAUGUCUUGCCUCAACCCUACAUGAAGCCAUGGUUCGCAUGGAUUCACUACAUCAACCCGAUCUACUACGCCUUUGAGAUUCUGGUCGCCAACGAGUUCCACGGUCGAGAAUUCACCUGCUCCCAAUUCAUCCCAGCCUACCCCAACCUCCAAGGCGAUUCAUUUAUCUGUUCCCAGACUGGUGCAGUCGCCGGACGACGUACCGUCAACGGUGACAAUUACAUCCAAGUGGCAUAUGAAUAUUCUUACUCCCAUGUGUGGAGGAAUUUCGGCAUCAUGAUCGCCUUCCUGAUCGGAUUCAUGGCCAUGUACUUCAUCGCGGUUGAGAUCAAUUCCUCGACCAGCAGCACUGCCGAAGUUCUCGUUUUCCGCAAGGGACACGCACCUGCAAACCUUACCGGACAAGUCAAAGAGGGUGCUCGUGAUGAAGAAGCCGGAGCCCAAGGUGCAGGAUCAGCUGGACACACCGAAAAUGACAAUGUGGACGCCAUUCCUGCCCAACAGGAUAUCUUCACCUGGAGAGAUGUCGUCUACGAUAUCAAGAUCAAGGGUGAACCUCGCAGACUCCUGGAUCAUGUAUCAGGUUAUGUCAAACCGGGAACACUUACUGCGCUCAUGGGAGUCAGUGGAGCUGGUAAAACAACUCUCCUGGACUCGCUUGCUCAGCGCACAACUAUGGGUGUCAUAACUGGUGAUAUGCUUGUUAACGGCAAGCCCAUUGAUGCCAGUUUCCAAAGAGGAUGUGGCUACGUUCAACAGCAAGAUCUCCAUCUCGAAACCGCCACUGUUCGUGAAAGUUUGCGAUUCAGUGCCAUGCUUAGACAACCAAAGUCUGUAUCCAAGCAAGAGAAAUACGACUAUGUCGAGGAAGUCAUCAAGAUGCUUGACAUGGAAGACUUCGCUGAGGCAGUCGUUGGUGUUCCAGGCGAAGGCUUGAACGUCGAGCAGCGUAAGCUUCUGACUAUCGGCGUUGAGCUUGCUGCCAAGCCUAAGCUCCUACUCUUCCUCGAUGAGCCUACCAGUGGUUUGGAUUCUCAGAGCGCUUGGGCUAUCUGUGCCUUCCUUCGCAAACUCGCCGACGCCGGUCAAGCUGUCCUCUGCACUAUCCAUCAACCAAGUGCCGUCUUAUUCCAGGAAUUUGAUCGUCUCUUGUUCCUGGCUAAGGGCGGUAAGACUGUGUACUUUGGCGAUAUUGGAGAGAACUCCAGAACUCUGCUUGAUUACUUCGAGAACAACGGAGCCAGGCACUGUGACGAUGAAGAGAACCCGGCAGAAUUUAUGCUCGAGAUCGUCAACGCUGGAUCUUCCGGACAAGGCCCUGACUGGCACGAAGUCUGGAAGAACAGCGAAGAGGCCAAGGGCGUCCAAACCCAGAUUGACGAAUUGCACGAGAAAUCGAGUCACAGAGCCAGAGAGCACGAACCGACCAAGGAAGAGCUCAGUGAAUUUGCUAUGCCCCUGACAGCCCAGAUCACUGUUGUCACGCAGAGAGUUUUCCAGCAAUACUGGCGCAUGCCUUCUUACAUCCUUGCCAAGUGGAUGUUGGGUACUUGCGCCGGUUUGUUCAUCGGUUUCUCCUUCUAUCAGGCCGACUCUUCAACACAGGGACUUCAGAACGUAAUCUUUUCCGCCUUCAUGGUUUGCACAAUCUUCUCUUCUCUGGUUCAACAGAUCAUGCCUCUCUUCGUCAACCAGCGCUCUCUCUACGAAGUCAGGGAACGCCCCAGCAAAGCCUACUCCUGGAAAGCCUUCAUCUUGGCCAACAUCGUGGUCGAAGUUCCUUACAACGUCAUCUUGGCCGUCCUCGUCUUUGGCUCUUACUACUACGCUGUCCAAGGUAUUCAAACUUCGCUGCAACAAGGACUGGUCCUGCUCUUCCUCAUUGAGUUCUUCAUCUACGCCGGCACAUUCGCACAUCUCUGUAUCGUCGCCAUGCCUGACGCUCAAACUGCCGCCGCUAUUGUCACACUCUUGUUUGCCAUGUCCUUGGUCUUCAACGGUGUCAUGCAAGCACCUGACGCACUUCCUGGUUUCUGGAUCUUCAUGUAUCGCGUGUCGCCAUUUACGUACUGGAUUGGUGGUAUUGUUGCUUCUCAACUGCACGGAAAACCAAUUGUGUGCAAUUCUGCUGAAACCAGCGUUUUCAACCCACCUGCCGGUCAGACUUGUGGCCAGUACAUGGCUGCUUACCUCACCGCCGCACCCGGCACCCUUCAGAAUCCCACCGCCACUGCUGACUGUCAGUACUGCUCGCUCAGCAACGCCGACCAGUUCCUUUCCGGCAGCAACAUCUACUACAGUCAGGUAUGGCGCAACUUUGGCAUCUUCUGGGCAUACAUUGUGUUCAACAUCUGUGCUGCCGUCUUCCUGUACUGGGCUUUCAGAGUCACAAAGUGGGACGCUGCUGGUGUCAAGGAGAAACUCAAGGGCCUUCACUGGCCUAGACACGAGCCUUUGGCAAAGAACAAGGAGGGAGAGAAGCAGAGAAAUGUUGCUCAUCCUUACUAG
Aureobasidium pullulans EXF-150 is the source of this 4305-nucleotide messenger RNA. Its product is annotated as putative ABC multidrug transporter. Bases 1 to 4305 code for a protein of 1434 amino acids. Gene Ontology annotation, cellular component: membrane. Gene Ontology annotation, molecular function: ATP hydrolysis activity; ABC-type transporter activity; ATP binding. Gene Ontology annotation, biological process: transmembrane transport. The transcript has 9 exons. The record is from RefSeq and is a predicted model, not a curated record. NCBI's taxonomy places the organism in Eukaryota, Fungi, Ascomycota, Dothideomycetes, Dothideales, Saccotheciaceae.